This is a messenger RNA of Vittaforma corneae ATCC 50505, 2064 nucleotides long. RefSeq lists its product as uncharacterized. Lineage: Eukaryota; Fungi; Microsporidia; Nosematidae. Bases 1 to 2064 code for a protein of 687 amino acids. The transcript has a single exon. The record is from RefSeq and is a predicted model, not a curated record.
AUGAAUAUUCGACAAAUCUUAUUUUGUUGGAAUGCAUUAGCAUUGAUGCUUAGUCCUACACUGGCACAAGAGCUGUCCACAAUGUCCUCCUCUAGAUAUCUCUCAGUGAAUCAAAAAAGAAAACUAUUGCAAGCAUAUUACAAUGAAGUUUCAAAAUAUAUUCUAUCCCCGGUGGAGGAGAAUCCUACAUCCAAACAGGAACAGAGUUAUGAAAAUACACUCGCAAGCUUGAAGUUAAAACUCAAGAAGCUGGAUGCUAAUGACAACAUAGGACGCCAGUUUAGAAAAAUUUUCAAGUAUAAUUGUCUUUUGAAUAAGCCAAAACUAAGACAGGCUAUGGUAACUAAUAAACACGACAGCUGUGAGGCGAUUGACAUGCUUUUAUAUAGAUUUUACAGACGAGAUGCUGAAAAAUAUUUUGGAGCUUUGGCUAAAAGUGAGAAGAUAAAGAAAAAAGACAGCUUUCUACAUACUUUCAAGUGCCUCAGUUAUUUUCAUAGAGUUUUUUAUAAAAUUUCUCAAAAGAGUCGCGUAGAGAUUGACCCCAAAACGGACCAUCUAUCUACUGAGAAUCUUCUUAUGAGAAUUGAGGGUAUUUACUACCCAGCAUAUCAUAAAACUAGUACUUUUUCAUCAGAAAAGGCCCCUGAUUACUUUGAUGGUUUGAUGAAGUUAGUAAUUGAUUUUAACAAAACGGCAGAUGUAACAGUCACAAAGGAUAACAAGAAAGAACAAUCCACACUAAGCUCCCACUUUAUUAACGAAACUGAUAGGUUUUUGAGGAAAUUUAGAGGUAUUAGCAAAAAGAUACUUCAAUCCGUGACUUUCACUAGCGCUAUUGAUAAAUUUAAAGUACAGUUGUAUCUUGAACUUAUACACGAUAGAAUCGAUGUUGCCUCAAUUGGAUUUGAGUUAAUAUUAUCAAAUGAUCAGCCUCAAGACAGGGAGGAUUUUGUGGAGACAAUUCUAAACUAUAUUUCAAAAGUAUUCAUUUUUUCAUUAUUUGAUUUCAUCGAUCAGGACCAGUUUAAUAGUAUGGUUUCAAGAGUUGUUAAAGGAGAUGAGUCAGCAACUAAAUGUGUUGAUAGUUUUCUGGAUGCGGUAAACAAUGAUACAGUCCUUUCUAGAACCAGUGAUUUGGGUAUUCAAUACUGGAUACCCAGUCAAGCGGAUAUUGUUAAAGUCUUCAAAACUCAACAAAGUGAUUUGUUGAAGGCUGGAGACACUCCAAAAGGUGCAGUGGCCACAUUUGGUGGCUAUGUUACAGAGCCGAUUAAGCGUGGUGCAAGCUACGUGGGCAGUUUUUUUGAUUUCAAGGGAAUACUUACGACUCCAGAUGAUAAGGAGUUGGAAGGUCUUGAUAGGAACGAAGUAAGGAGGGAAAUGGAAUUUGCAAUUGAAUUUAUUCGGGAGAAAGAAGAUGAUUUCUCAACUGAAGAGGAAUACAACCCUGAGGAAAAGACUACUUCGGACUUUGGUAGGAAAAAGGCCUAUUCAUUAAUGCAGAAAAAGGCCAUUCUUGAACAGAUUGUUGAAAAAUUGAAGGCUGAAGAAAGAGUUGUUUUUGAAGGAUAUUCCAAGGCUGCCUCGUUGUAUUAUGAUUUUCAAAAGAUCUUUCGAAUGAUUUUAGACCAGGAUGUUGACCCAUCUUCACUGAAGAGAUUGAUUAUUGUCUCAAGUGGGGCAAUAACAAAUGAUUUUUUGAAUGAGAUAAAUGAUGAAUUGGUGACUAGAAAGGUGCAGAGACAGAACGUAGUAUACUAUAUGUAUAGUUUCUCUGAAAAGCUUUUGCGAAUAUUUAAAAACAGCAGAAGAAGCUUCAGUAUGAGUUUUGAAGCAUUUCUCAAGCAUUGUUGCAGUUAUCUGAAAUCGGCUGAUAAGCCUAAUGUACAAAUAGAAAGUGAUGGUGAAAGUCAUAGUUCGUUUUUGACCUUCCUUAAAUAUAAUUCAGUGUUCUUGCUAAUAUUGUGCCUUGUACUACUUUUUAUAAGGUACUCACCUAAAUCGCUUGAUGGAGAUGAAUCUAGCAAAAGACCCAGUAGACGUAGAAGAGUUAGAACAUAG